Molecule: messenger RNA, 1428 nt
Organism: Cynocephalus volans (Philippine flying lemur)
Lineage: Eukaryota; Metazoa; Chordata; Mammalia; Dermoptera; Cynocephalidae
Gene: ASZ1
Product: ankyrin repeat, SAM and basic leucine zipper domain containing 1
Exons: 13
Coding region: 1-1428 (475 amino acids)
Biological process (GO): piRNA processing
Cellular component (GO): pi-body
Molecular function (GO): protein binding
Source: RefSeq, a predicted model, not a curated record
AUGGCGGCGGGCGAGCUUCGCGGCCUGGCAGUGGCCGGCGGAGGCGAGAGUAGCGAGAGCGAGGAUGACGGCUGGGAGAUUGGGUAUUUCGACCGGGCACCUCAGAAAUUAAAAUCACCGUUACCCACUGAAGAGAAGAAUGAAACAUUUAAGAAAGCAAUGAGCAUUGGAGAUAUUUCAUUGGUCGAGGAGCUCCUGGAUUCUGGUAUUGGUGUAGAUUCCAGCUUUCUAUAUGGAUGGACUCCCCUUAUGUAUGCUGCUAGUGUUGCCAAUGUGGAGCUGGUUCGAGUCCUUUUGAAUAGAGGAGCUAAUGCAAGCUUUAAUAAGGAUAAGCUAACUAUUUUGAUAACUGCAUGUUCUGCUCGUGGCACAGAGGAACGGAUCUUGAAGUGUGUAGAACUACUACUUUCAAGAAAUGCUGACCCAAAUGUUGCUUGUAGGAGGCUUAUGACUCCCAUCAUGUAUGCAGCACGAGAUGGUCACCCUCAGGUUAUUGCUCUCCUUGUUGCUCAUGGAGCAGAAGUUAAUACCCAGGAUGAGAAUGGUUAUACUGCUUUAACAUGGGCAGCACGUCAGGGUCAUAAAAAUGUAGUUUUGAAGUUGCUUGAACUUGGAGCUAAUAAAAUGCUACAAACCAAAGAUGGAAAGACACCAAGUGAAAUUGCAAAAAGAAAUAAACAUCUCGAGAUCUUCAACUUUCUUUCUUUGACUUUAAAUCCAUUGGAAGGAACGCUUCAACAACUAAGUAAAGAAGAGACUAUUUGUAAACUAUUGAAAACAGAUUCUGAUAAAGAAAAAGAUCGCAUAUUUAGUUCAUAUACAGCAUUUGGAGAUCUGGAAAUAUUUUUACAUGGUCUUGGACUUGAACAUAUGACAGAUGUAUUAAAGGAAAGGGAUAUAACUUUAAGACAGCUUUUGACCAUGAGGAAAGAUGAGUUUACAAAGAAUGGAAUUACUGGUAAAGAUCAGCAGAAAAUUCUGGCUGCUCUUAAAGAACUAGAGGUAGAAGAAAUAAAAUUUGGAGAGUUACCUGAAGUGGCAAAGUUGGAAAUCAGUGGUGAUGAGUUCCUCAACUUUCUUCUGAAAUUAAACAAACAGUGUGGCCAUUUAAUAACAGCUGUACAGAAUAUCAUUACUGAGUUACCUGUAAAUUCUCACAAGAUAGUACUAGAAUGGGCUUCUCCCCGGAAUUUUACUUCAGUUUGCGAAGAAUUGGUUAGUAAUGUUGAAGAUUUAAGUGAAGAGGUCUGCAAACUAAAAGACUUAAUUCAAAAGUUGCAAAAUGAACGGGAAAAUGAUCCAACUCAUAUACCAUUAAUAGAAGAAGUAUCUUCACGGAAUGGUAGAAUUUUGAAGAGGACAGCUAUUACAGUUUGCGGAUUUGGGUUUCUUCUUUUCAUUUGCAAGCUAACUUUCCAGAGAAAAUAA